AUGUGUCCCGAGGUCGAUCAAGGCCAUGGCAACGACCGGGCAGAUGUCAAUUUCCACGAGAACGAUAUUCCUUUCGAGCAGUCCGUACAUCUGCACGACGGUACCUAUACCAUCCUCAACGUUGUUGGUGUCCAAGGUUGGCGGGACAAGGAGUGGGAGUUCUACCAAGGUCUGGUGGUACAGAAGCCAUACCCAACUCAAGCCGCCAAAACCGCGUUUAUGCAGAGGGUCUUUAUGGAGGCGGCACGUGCUUGUGGCACGGGCUACAGAGCGUGUUGCAAAGAGAUGCCUGCAGACGGACUUACCAAGCCCCUGGUACAGGAUUUACAUGUUAAAUUCGUCAAAAUUCUGGGACUGGAGUCCAGGAAGGUCCCUUAG
Messenger RNA from Lasiosphaeria miniovina, 378 nucleotides. RefSeq lists its product as uncharacterized. The record is from RefSeq and is a predicted model, not a curated record. Bases 1 to 378 code for a protein of 125 amino acids. NCBI's taxonomy places the organism in Eukaryota, Fungi, Ascomycota, Sordariomycetes, Sordariales, Lasiosphaeriaceae. The transcript has 3 exons.